UGUGUACUCCGUAUUUGACAACUGUCUGAGUACUAGUCUACUUUUUUUGCUUUUAUCUGGUUUGAUCUGGUCUAGUCUGAUAUCGAAAUUGAUCCUAGGAAAAACAUCUUAAAACCAAAUUCAUUGUACGAGUAAUAAUUGAAUUGGUUGCUCAUCCAUUGACCUACCAUAUUAAUUAUAAGGUGGGGAUCCAACUAGGCAAUUAUCCAAACUUAUAUCCAAGAAUGACUAGCUGCAAAUUCAAACGAUCUUCCCAUUUUCCUGUACGCAAGAAUGAUGAUUUAAGAACACAAUAUAAACGUGUACGUGAAGUAGCUGGCAGCUUGAUAUAUUAAUCUGCCGACACCCUUACCUUGAAGCUUGAAACAUUUUUUUUAGCAUUUCUUCAAGGUCUCCAUUAAUUAAUGGUAUGGGGAAUUGCUUUAGUGCUCAUUCAAGUAGAGAACCCCAACAAACACUACUCCCCAUUGAUUCUGCUUUCAAGCUUCCUUCUCCGUUGCCUGCAUGGCCAUCUUCAUCAGAUGGCUCAGAAUUUGGGAGUGGAUAUAUUGAUCUUGGGGGGCUCCAAGUCUGCCAAAUUUCAACUUUCAGGCAGGUCUGGUCAACGCAUGAAGGAGGGCCGGACAACCUCGGAGCAACAAUCUUCGAGCCCUCGGUCAUACCCACCGGGUACUCCGUCCUAGGUUACUACGCCCAACCGAACAACCGGCAGCUGUUUGGUUGGGUUCUUGCCGGCCGGGACAACUCCGGCGAUAUCCUCAAAGAGCCAAGCGAUUACACUCUUGUUUGGAGCAGUGAGCAGUUGAAGAUCCAACAAAGUAGUCCUGUCUAUGUUUGGCUGCCAGUUCCCCCGGAGGGUUACAAGGCAGUUGGACACCUUGUCACCACGUCACCGGAGAAGCCACCGGCCGGCCGGGUAAUGUGCGUCCGGGCAGAUAUGACGGAGGAAUGUGAAGUUGAAGAUCUGGUUUGGUCACCUGGGAAGUCUAGCGAUCCAAAUGGUUUUAAUCUUUACCGUUUGAGACCCCGCAAUAGAGGUACACAAGCUCAAGGAGUUAGUGUGGGCACAUUUGCAACCAAUAGCAACACAUCUCUAGCUUGUCUCAAGAACAACAAUUUUACAAAAUAUUCUUCCAUUCCUAACCUUACCCAAAUCGAAACACUCUUCCAAGAAUACUCACCCAUUGUUUACCUCCACCCUAAAGAAACUUACCUCCCAUCUUCGGUCAACUGGUACUUCACAAACGGCGCUUUGUUGUACAAGAAAGGCGACGAGUCAAACCCCGUUGCCGUUGACCCAAACGGCGCAAAUCUUCCCCGAGGCGGAUCAGACGACGGCGCAUACUGGCUGGACCUCCCCGCCGAUGAACCCGCCAGAGACGCCGUCAAGAAAGGAGAUCUAAAGAGUUCCGAGGUUUAUCUCCACGUAAAACCCAUGUUGGGCGGAACAUUCACCGACAUUGUGAUAUGGCUGUUCUACCCUUUCAACGGUCCGGCCACCGUCAAGCUCGGGCUGGUCAACAUCCCGUUGACCCGGACCGGAGAGCACGUCGGAGAUUGGGAGCAUCUGACUCUGAGGAUCAGUAACUUCAAUGGAGUCUUGCAAAGGAUGUACUUCUCCGCUCACAGUGGUGGGUCGUGGGUGGACGCCCCGAAUCUUGAGUUUCUUGCCGGCGGCAACAAGCCGGCGGCGUAUUCGUCGGAGAACGGCCACGCGAACUAUUCGAAGCCGGGGACGGUUUUGCAAGGGCUGGGGGAUGAGAUCGGGUUGAGGAAUGACACUGCCAAGAGUGACUUGGUUUGGGACUGUGGCCGGAAGUACGCGGUGGUGGCGGCCGAGGGUGUGGCGCCGGCGGUUGCUGAGCCGCCGUGGCUGAACUAUGCUAGGAAGUGGGGCCCGACGGUGACGUAUAAGAUUGGGGAUGAAGCGGAGGCGUUGGAAGAGGAGUUGAAAGGGGGCUUGAAAUCGGCGUUUGAGAAUCUGGUAGAUCUGUUUCCUGAUGAAGUGUUCGGAGAAGAAGGCCCGACUGGCCCCAAGGUGAAGGAUAGUUGGAGUGGUGAUGAGAGGUGAUUAUUGUGAACGAAAAAUAAUAAAAAUAUUCCAAUAUUAGUAAAAGUUCUUGUUUUUUUUAUAAUUAUAUGAUUUAUAUACUAGAUAUGUUUUUUUCCUAUGAUAUGAGUUCAUUGAUAAUCAAAUACUCUAUUUUUUGUUUUGACAAUGAAGUACUCCAUUGAAGUGCUCUCUAAUUCUGCAUAUGUACAUCAUCUUUCUUUAAUUUUUUGAAUUGCAUUAUAGAAGACAUUCCGGAGUUAAGUCACAUUAACUAUACUUAAUGAUACUGUUUUCUAAUAUUCAUUAUAUUUAAUGACACAAAUUAUG
Messenger RNA from Cuscuta europaea, 2380 nucleotides. The record is from the annotation of a GenBank genome assembly. Lineage: Eukaryota; Viridiplantae; Streptophyta; Magnoliopsida; Solanales; Convolvulaceae.